UAUACAGGGUGUAAAUGAAUAGUUUGGAAAGAAUCUAAAGGUGGAUAGACAUAGUCAUAGAAUAGACAACAAUAACCACCAUGAAGUAAAUCAGGUGUUUUCUGUGAUCACCACAGGGUGGGUAGUCUGUGGGUUGAACGUUUGAGCUCAUUCCAUUUUUAACCGUUUAGUUUGAAGUAGAGAGAACCUGUUGUGUCUGGUUUGAAGUGUCCUGUUACUCCUGUUGAAGUUUAUCUAUGGUUGGUUAUUUCUACUUGCGAAAAUGUCAGCUCAGUUCUUUUACGUAUUGAAUAAAGUGAAAAUUGUACGAGCGUUCAAAAUGUCGCGGUUCGUACAAUCAUAUAAAAAUGCUUUACAAAAAUAUCCCGUUAUAGUACAAUCAGUUCAAGUGGGUACUUUGAUGGGAAUUGGUGAUGUUAUCGCCCAGAAGUUUGUCGAACAAAGACAUAGUGAAAAAAGUUAUGAUUUUAGAAGAACUGCGAAUUUUGUUUUAUUAGGAACUUUUUUUUUGGGUCCAGUUAAUACUAGAUGGUUCAGGAUAUUGGAUAAAUAUGUUGAGGGAAAACCCGCCGAGAAAGCUCUGAAAAAAGUUGCAUUGGAUCAAUUCGUGUACAUUCCAUGUUUACUUGCGGUUUUUCUCACAUCAUUAGAAUAUUUAGAGAGGAAAUCUCUUGAUGAAGCCAAAAGAGCAGUUAAACUUUAUUACUGGGAUGUUAUGAAAGCGAACUACACUAUUUGGCCAUUGGUGCAAAUAUGUAAUUUUUAUUUCGUACCUCUCAACUAUCAAACGCUAGUUGUUCAAGUUGUGUCUUUAGGAUGGAAUACAUACAUCUCCUAUAGAACUCACAAGAGAGAACACUAAACACUAAUGAAAUUUUUUCAUCGUUAUUUAUCGAUGCGUGAUGCGUUCCUUCUGUAUGGGAUACAAUAAAAACGAUGAUAUGAUAAGAUAUAAGAUAAAGUAUAUUCCCAGUAACUUUCGUUUUAUUUAUGUUUUAUGUCACUUGUAUAAUCAUUUUCUUAAUAACUGUACUGUACGUUUAGUUUUAUUGUAAUAGGUAAUCACGUAUAUUAUUUGUAACUCAAAAUGUGAUUUUAUAGUCCUGUAUUCAUUUUGUGGAUAGAUAUUGUGAAGAUUAAUAAUAUACGAUUGUUUUUCAA
Messenger RNA from Coccinella septempunctata (seven-spotted ladybird), 1161 nucleotides. Its product is annotated as protein Mpv17-like. Gene Ontology annotation, cellular component: membrane; cytoplasm. NCBI's taxonomy places the organism in Eukaryota, Metazoa, Arthropoda, Insecta, Coleoptera, Coccinellidae. The coding region runs from base 263 to 862 and encodes 199 amino acids. The transcript has 2 exons. The record is from RefSeq and is a predicted model, not a curated record.